CUACGGCGUCGCAUGUGCUCAGGAGCAAUCCUGCACACACACGCAAACACGCUCGAAUACAAAAGCUUACACCACGAGCUGCCUGCCAUGCCAAGCCGAUUCGACUGAUUGAUUCCUGAUCUUUGGACUGAAAGAUGGAUGGACGGAACGGGACGGAUGGAUCCCUCUGACAAACAUGCACCAAUUGACACGUCCUGAUCAUCAUCAUAUCUUCUUUUUUCUUGUUCUGAAUCAGAUCCAUCUUCCUUGAAUUCUUGCACGCCCUCCCUCCUCCCCCUCCCAUUAUAAACGGCAAUGCAUAUGCACCGCGCUCGUCCCGGUGUUGUUGUUAUUUUCCCCAUCUAGCCGCUUGUUCCCAGCGUCGUCGCCGUCGUCUCUGCCUUCUCCGAUGCAUCAGCCCCGGCCUUUCCACGUCUUCAGGGCGGAGCGUGGCGGCACUACAGCUGGGUACCACAUCGGAGAUGGCGCCGCCCUCCCUACUCCUUCUGAGCUCUACCCUCGCACUACAGGCCCCAACCCCAGCUCCAAGUCCUCCAGCAACCUCACCGUCGCCAACUUCGCGCCGCUCGCCAAUGCGGAUGGCGUAGUGGCGUCGCUGGGCAUGACGGCGCCGGGGGCGUUGACGGAGGUCGACCGAUUCUGCCUGCCGAGGGCGUCGGCGCAGUUCGAGAACUGGGGCGACUCCGGCAUCGUCGUCACCAGCCCGCUCACAGAGACCUCCACGGACCUCGACGACAGCGCAGACAAGCGCCUAGUUUCAAUGGGCGGCGGCGGCGGCGCGCAACGAUGGGUGGGUGGUUGUGUGGACACCUCGGAAAGAAAAGGGGAUCAAAAGAUAGAGAGGAGGCUUGCACAGAACCGUGAGGCGGCCAGGAAAAGUCGGAUUCGGAAGAAGGCUUACGUUCAGCAGCUGGAAAGCAGCCGAUCCAAGCUUGCCCAGCUUGAGCAAGAGCUUCAGAGGGCAAGGCAGCAGGGAAUCUUCGUCGGGAGUGGAGGCUCCAGUGAUCACGGCUGUUCAACUGGAGGCGCCUUGGCAUUUGACCUGCAAUAUGCACGGUGGCUUGACGGGUACCAGUACCACGUCAACGACCUCAGGGUGGGGGUACAUGCAAAUAUCAGUGACGACGAGUUGCGCAUCCUCGUGGAAGCCGUGAUGUUGCACUAUGACCACCUCUUCAGGUUGAAGAGCAUUGCUACCAAGUCGGAUGUGUUUCAUGUCAUGUCAGGCAUGUGGAUGAGCCCUGCUGAGCGGUUCUUCAUGUGGCUCGGAGGCUUUCGCUCUUCGGAACUCCUGAAGGUGCUUGCCAGCCAGCUAGAGCCCCUGACGGAUCAACAGCUGAUGGGCAUCUGUAAUCUUCAGCAAUCGUCCCUGCAGGCGGAGGACGCCCUGUCACAGGGGAUGGAGGCCCUGCAGCAGGCACUAGCCGAGACCCUUGCUUUCGCCGCAGCUGUCGUGCCUUCAACAGGCAGUGGCGACAACGUGACCAACUACAUGAGCCAGAUGGCCAUUGCCAUGGCGAAGCUCAGCACGCUCGAGAACUUCCUCCGUCAGGGCGACCUUCUGAGGCAGCAGACUCUGCAGCAAAUGCACCGGAUCCUGACCACCCGGCAGGCGGCUCGAGCGCUGCUCGUCAUCAGCGACUACUUCUCGCGGCUGCGGGCGUUGAGCUCUCUUUGGCUGGCGCGGCCAAGGGCCUAGCAGCAGCCGGUGUUUCGAUCAGCUCUUGGGCACGUAUUAACCGCGAAUUGAAUUCUAAGGAGAUUUUGACUAGCGAGUCCUGAAUUCAACCGAGAGCUAAUGCAAAAUCAUGGCCGUUGCCCGGCACAUCUUCACAAGAAGCAAGCAUUAGUGCCAGCUAGUAUGUUUUAGCAUGGCGAGCUGAUGAUAGUUAAGUAGGAGUAGUGCAUCAACUAGUAGCUGUAAGUUUAGUGCCAUCGCUUAAUCCAUUCAGAGUCUUAGAAAGGAGAAGUCGUCGUAUAACCCUCUGUUUCUCCAAUCUACGACGACCCCCCUCCGGCCUCCCUGCCUGUCCUUUUUGCCUGAAUUGAGUUGCUAGUGUAACUCAUGUUGGCACCAGUACAACUUUGGAGCCGUAUGUAUUUUCUGUGGUGUUCAGGCUCUCGUCAACUUUUCAGCCUGCAGCCGCGGCAGCAA
Brachypodium distachyon (stiff brome) is the source of this 2155-nucleotide messenger RNA. RefSeq names its product transcription factor TGAL3. Bases 389 to 1699 code for a protein of 436 amino acids. Gene Ontology annotation, molecular function: DNA-binding transcription factor activity; sequence-specific DNA binding. NCBI's taxonomy places the organism in Eukaryota, Viridiplantae, Streptophyta, Magnoliopsida, Poales, Poaceae. Gene Ontology annotation, biological process: regulation of DNA-templated transcription; DNA-templated transcription. The transcript is spliced from 11 exons. The record is from RefSeq and is a predicted model, not a curated record.